AUGCGCAAUUCGGUUACUGAGCUGGUAAGUAAUAUAAUAUAAAUCAUGAUUUGAAUGACAUCGUUUCAUCUAUUGAAUUCAGGCUCAGCAUGAAGAAGCGCAUAUGCCAGCCACAGAAAAGGCUGCAGAAGAAGUGUUCGACGAUAUCAACCGAGUGUAUUUCAAAGAAUGCGGAUUCGACGCAAUUGGAUUUGAACUAGAAGUAAGACUAAUUAAGUUUAUGUUAAUGUUUAGAAGUUAAUCGGUGAGGAGAUUGAGAUAGAUGAGUUGGAAAGAGAGAGAUUCAAAUUGAAAAAGCAAUUGAAAGUCGUCUCGAAUAAGAUCUCGGCGUUGAUUGCACAGAAUGCCUCGGCUUUCUGCACGCAAGUCCAACAGUUUGAAGAUGUUCGUUCUGAUGCUGGAGGAAUGAUCGAAGUGAUUACCACAAUAAGAGAGUAAAGCACUGAUUGAGCAUGAUAAAAUUUUUAGGAUUUUACAAAAGGAAAGGAUAUCGGUUAGAAAUUCAUUAGCCAUUUUGGCCAACAAUCGACGACAGCAAUGGCUUGGACAUCUAAAGGAAAAUAUCCUUACUUUUAAUACUCUAAUCGAAUCCAAUCAACGGGUAAAAGAACUGAUGAGCGUAUGUAUUUGAUUUCCCGUUUUCUAAUUUAUAAAGCCAAGUUUACUGUACUUUUUAGAAAGGUGAUUUCCCCUCUGCAAUCCGAUUAUGUGUAGAAGCUAAGAAUGCGGCCGAUGAUUACAAACGCUACGAUGCAAUACGGUAAAAGAAAACAUUUUUUAUUUACUUUGGUAUUUUAGUGAUUUGUCAGUUAAUCUGGCAAAGCGGUUAGGCUCCAUGGAAUCUCAUAUCGAUGAUGCCUUAGCUUCGAUGACUUUAGGUUUUGACGAAGAGAAGUAUCAAUUUGUGUAUUCGGCAUACAAGAUGUUGAAUAAGAAUUCAGGAGCUGCUCAGAAGUUGUUGUCCUUUUUCCAUGCGACUCUCCAGACCUCGGCUCGAAGUGUAAUUGUCGAAUUUUUGAGCAGGACUACAGAAUUGGAAAGUCUGGAGGAGAUGUCUUAUGAUGAAUUAUGUUCUUCAAUACCGCAAGAUUUUGUGGUUGAAUGCUCACAAGAAUUGGGAGUCGUGCUAUGUAAAAUAUUAUUUAUUUAUCAUCGAAUUCUGAGGUAUCACAUAGAGGACGACAAGAGGCAAUUGAACUCCUACAAUGCGGUAGAAGUUGGAUUAGAAGGGCCUCCGAUUGGUGAGUCACACACAGGGUUACUGUAUUCUUUAGUCGAGAAGGACGUCUUCCAAACAGUUAUGAUCGAAGGUUUAUUCGGGAUCUUUGAUACAGCCGCCGAGAAAUACGACAGAUUGUUGGCUGUUCAAGACUUUUCUCAUCUCAAGGUGGACAACUUCUUGAAUGUUUUGGAGAUGACGAACAGAUUCCGUAGAUUUGGGAAAUCCUACUUUCAAAAUGCAUAUCACAAUUUAACAGGGACAGUGGAUAAAAUGAUGGCAUCCUACUUCGAGAGAUAUCACAAGAACAGAAUGGAUGAACUAAAGAUGUUCUUGGAAAACGAGGCAUUUGCCUUGUGCCCAGUUCCACUGCAAUUCACCUUUUUUGAUCUUCCGGUCAGUUCAAGUGCCGUUUAUUUAUAUUAUUUUUACAGGAAUUCCAUUUUCUCAAAGAAUCGACUGAUCCAUUUGAUGAUAAUGAAACCGUAAAUCUUCGAAAGUAUCAGAGAGAGACGUCUGAACUUAGUGAAUCUUUGAUUCUUUUGAAUUCGGAGCCGCAAAAUCCUUUUUUGCCUCCGGUCAAAGAAGAAGAUGAAGAGAUCAGGAUCGAAGGGCAUACUGCGAAUGAUGGCAUCUCAACAUCAUCGUCUGAAGAAUCUUGGUUAGCCUAUGAACAGACUAAUUCCUGUUUACCAUUGUAAUAUAAACUUAAUUAUUUCAGUUAUAUGCAAGACCAGGCUGGAAUGGAGAACUCUCUGCCUAACGUUUGUAAUUCUGCGCUCAAUUUGUUGAAGAUUUUUGGAAGAUGUAUUCAGAUGACUUCGAUGUUACAUUCUGUAGCCGAUCAAGUUCUGAAAAGCAUUGUUCAGCUGUAUGAAUAUAUAUUUUAUAUGGUAAUGUUCCAAUAAUCCCAUUACUGUCAUAUUUACAGGUAUUCGAAUUUUUUGCUAAGGAUCCCGCCAAUACAAUCUUGGAGUUUAAUUUUUGCACUCCAAGGCUUCAGAAUACUAUGAAAGAUAUUUGGCAACGCCUCAUUCAAAGUGAAGAACAUGAGCAUGAUAAAUAUCCGAUAUGUUAUCCAUCUCAGUGCAUACUUCGAGAUGACCGGGAAACGUUGUACGGCUUGUCGGAGAGGAUUGUGGCCGUUGAGAGUGUUAUUUUCUUGGCAAAGCAGCUGGAACUACUUCGACCCGUUCUCGAUUCGUUGCUACCGUUAAAUAAAAAGAGUUCAACUUUGCAAAGCUUUUACAAAACCGUAAGUCGUCUACUAUUAAAUAAUGGCAUGAUUUCGUUUAGAGUCUUUCCGCCACUUUUGAUUUGAGAGAUGCCGUUUAUGGAUGUGUUGUUUCCAAGUUUAUUGAUCAUGAGUUAGUGAUAAAAAAGAUAAAACAAGUGAAAUGGGAUAUCAGCGAGAUCGUCGAUCAUCACAGUGAUUAUAUACAAUACAUCUCGAAGGUAAAGUACGAGAACUAAUUACUUUUGGUAUAGGAAUUGGCAUGGAUCAAGGAUAAAAUCGAUUCCUUCUCGGGUCUUGUGCACAUUUCGUAUGAAAUCAGAAGUGUAAUUUGGACACAUGUGGCCAAGACUUUGUUUAGAACUUUGGUACAAGGGUAUGUUUAGUUAGUGUUUAUUGAGAGCAUUCAAAGUUAUUUCAGAUAUUCCGAAGUAAGUAAAAAGUGUUCGAACGAAGGCCGAGCUCUGAUGUUAUUGGAUACCGAGCAUUUGAAUAAAGACAUUGAAUCUCUGAGCGGCCUGAAGCCAGUUCCUUUCAAGAAUCAUGUGGAAGAUUACGUAAAAGCAUAUUACCUUCAAGAAAGUUAUUUACCCGAUUGGAUCUCAAGACAUUCUGGAGUAAGUAGUGAUGUGUAUAAAGCUGUAAUCCCAUUUAGGAAUACACUUCUCCCCAGAUCAAUGCAGUACUAAGUCAUGUAUCAAGAGCCGGGAAAUCGCGUAUAAUGAAUAUUAUUGAGGGGAAAAUCCUCGAAAAUUAG
Messenger RNA from Bursaphelenchus xylophilus (pine wood nematode), 3210 nucleotides. Lineage: Eukaryota; Metazoa; Nematoda; Chromadorea; Rhabditida; Aphelenchoididae. The record is from the annotation of a GenBank genome assembly.